AUGCCGCGCCCUCACGCUCCCCUCUCCGCACUCCCGCGCCUUUGCGCCGUCAUCCUCUGCGCUCUCGCCGCUGUUCGCCCCGCGGCCGCUGCCGGAAUUCCCGCCACAGAUGUCGCGGCGCUUCUCGCCUUCAAGGCCGCCGUCACCAACGACUCGCUCGGUGCGCUUGACACGUGGAUUUACGGCCCCAACGCUUGCGCGUUUAAUGGCGUGUCUUGCAGUGGGACGGAACCAGACCGCGUCUCUUCGAUUACCCUGUCGCAGAUGUUCAUAGAGGGACAGCUUACAUCGGAUCUCGGAAAUCUGGACCAAUUGGAGCGGCUGGAGCUGGAUGGUAACCAGUUUUCGGGCGACAUUCCCGACGAACUUAGCCUCCUGACGAAACUAAGCGUGCUGAACUUGGCGCAGAACAGGCUAACUGGGCAGUUGAAAGAGAUCAUGUCAGCACUCGUCGGCCUCCACUCCCUCUCGCUCUUCUCGAACCUCCUGACCGGUAGCCUGCCCUCACAGAUUUUCAAACUGCCCGACCUUGAGUUGAUUGACGUCAGCGACAACCAGCUGAUUGGCGGACUGCCCGGAAAUGUUUUCCGUUUCGCGACAGCCCUGACAUCCCUUUCCGUGGGGGUGAACAGCAUGUCGGGGCCGAUCCCAAGCACGGUAUCCGCCAUGUCGUCGCUCGUGUCGCUCGACCUCCGCGCCAACAAGUUCUCCGGCGCGCUUCCUUCCGCCCUCGGCCGCCUCCCCCGUUUAGAGUACCUCGAUAUAACAGUGAACCAGUUCACUGGUGGGAUUCCCGGCAGCUUUAAUAAUCUUGACUCGAUACAAGCUCUUAUUAUGGCGGACUGCGGCUUAUCGGGCCACAUCCCUUCGACUUUCUUCACGGGCCUAUCAGACACCCUUCAAGUCCUCGAUUUGGGCAUAAACGCGUUCACAGGCAGCAUUUCCCGCUUCGCUACACUGACAGAAGCCAUCUAUAUCGAGCUAUCCGAUAACGAGUUCACGGGGGGCAUCUCGUCCGCGUUCGGGUCGCUGCCGAAGCUGCAGCAGAUCGGCGCCUCCAACAACCAGCUCACGGGCUCCCUGCCGUCCGCCCUCGCAAACGCGCCGAGCCUUGGGAGCAUCCUCUUCGACGGAAACCGACUGACAGGCAAGCUGCCGUCGGCGUUCAGCUGUGCGAAGCAGGGGCUGAUGGCGCUCUACCUGGGCGGCAACCAGCUGCACGGCGCCAUCCCCGCCUCCCUCGCCGGCUGCAAGGACACGCUGUACCAGCUCGACCUCUCCAACAACUCCUUCUCCGGCGCCAUCCCCUCCGCGCUCGGCCACCUGGCCGAGGUGCGCAACUUCUCACUGGCGCACAACAACCUGUCGGGCAGCAUCCCUGCGUCGCUGGCGGGCAUGCGCAGCAUGGAGGUGCUGGACCUCGCCUCCAACCACCUGCACGGCCCCAUCCCCGCCGCGCUGGGCCAGCUAGAUGGGCUGCACGAGGUGCACUUGCAGGGCAACGACCUGUCUGGCCCGCUUCCCUCCCAGUGGGCUGCCUUCGCCGUGGCGUCCUUCACUCCUGGGAACACGGGACUGUGCGGCGCUCCUUUGCCUGCUUGUGCUGCAGCGAGAAGGCUCCUGGCUCUUGCAUAG
Closterium sp. Naga37s-1 is the source of this 1635-nucleotide messenger RNA. NCBI's taxonomy places the organism in Eukaryota, Viridiplantae, Streptophyta, Zygnematophyceae, Desmidiales, Closteriaceae. The record is from the annotation of a GenBank genome assembly.